GUGGUCCUGCCGCUUUAAAUUCGAAGUCUCGCGCAGGCGCCAGCUCUCGCGAUCUCCGCGGUCUCUUACAUAUUACCCACAAUCCCUUUUCCUUUCUCUCUCUUCACCAGCCGAGCAAGAUGCCCAAGGGAAAGAAGGCCAAGGGGAAGAAGGUGGCCCCGGCCCCCGCCGUCGUCAAGAAACAGGAGGCCAAGAAGGUGGUGAACCCUCUGUUUGAGAAGCGGCCCAAGAACUUCGGCAUCGGGCAGGACAUCCAGCCCAAGAGGGACCUCACACGCUUCGUCAAGUGGCCCCGUUACAUCCGGCUGCAGCGGCAAAGGGCCAUCCUCUACAAGCGGCUCAAAGUGCCCCCCGCCAUUAACCAGUUCACCCAGGCCCUGGACCGGCAAACAGCUACCCAGCUGCUUAAGCUCGCCCACAAGUACAGGCCAGAGACAAAGCAGGAGAAGAAGCAGAGGCUGCUGGCUCGUGCUGAGAAGAAGGCUGCUGGCAAAGGGGACGUCCCCACUAAGAGGCCACCUGUCCUGCGAGCGGGAGUCAACACAGUCACCACUUUGGUGGAGAACAAGAAGGCUCAGCUGGUGGUGAUCGCCCACGAUGUAGACCCCAUUGAGCUGGUGGUCUUCCUGCCGGCCCUGUGUCGGAAGAUGGGCGUCCCCUACUGCAUCAUCAAGGGGAAGGCCAGGCUGGGACGGCUGGUCCACAGGAAGACAUGUACCACCGUUGCCUUCACACAGGUUAACUCGGAAGACAAAGGUGCUCUGGCUAAGCUGGUGGAAGCUAUUAGGACCAAUUACAACGACAGAUACGAUGAGAUCCGCCGCCACUGGGGAGGCAAUGUCCUGGGUCCUAAAUCUGUGGCUCGAAUUGCCAAGCUGGAAAAGGCAAAGGCCAAAGAACUCGCCACUAAACUGGGUUAAAUGUACACUCACUAAGUUUUCUGUACAUAAAUACAAACUUAUCUUCCA
Messenger RNA from Mesocricetus auratus (golden hamster), 968 nucleotides. It is a transcript of the gene Rpl7a, whose product is annotated as ribosomal protein L7a. The record is from RefSeq and is a predicted model, not a curated record. The coding region runs from base 120 to 920 and encodes 266 amino acids. The transcript is spliced from 8 exons. Lineage: Eukaryota; Metazoa; Chordata; Mammalia; Rodentia; Cricetidae. Gene Ontology annotation, biological process: ribosome biogenesis. Gene Ontology annotation, cellular component: ribonucleoprotein complex.